Messenger RNA from Brienomyrus brachyistius, 2479 nucleotides. RefSeq names its product protein phosphatase 1D-like. NCBI's taxonomy places the organism in Eukaryota, Metazoa, Chordata, Actinopteri, Osteoglossiformes, Mormyridae. The coding region runs from base 584 to 1804 and encodes 406 amino acids. The record is from RefSeq and is a predicted model, not a curated record. The transcript is spliced from 5 exons. Gene Ontology annotation, cellular component: cytosol; nucleus. Gene Ontology annotation, molecular function: cation binding; mitogen-activated protein kinase binding; protein serine/threonine phosphatase activity. Gene Ontology annotation, biological process: protein dephosphorylation.
UGAAUCCUUCCCCAUAAAGGUUGUCGUUCACGUUAAACAGCACAGAUUAGACUCCCGACUGAACAGAACCAUCAAUCCUCCCCUGCUGUCUAGACGAUUUACUACAUAAAUACCGUCAACCCUCGCAUCUAGGCUGAUCCGCAGCCACGUGCCCUGUGCUGCCUGGCACCGGCUUCGUGGAGGGAUGCGUCGGGACUUCCAUUCCUAUACAAUCAUUAUACAUGGAUGGAUGGGUGGGUCAGGAAUUUGUGUUAUUUUUUCCUUAGUUUUGCACUCGCCAGAUAUGUUAGCUUAGAUUAUAGGCUAACAGUCGUCGGUUUUAAAUGCAUGUGAUUUUUCAGGAUGACUGUCGGACGGUAACAUGCGAUGCUGCGGUGUUUUUCUGCUCUGUAAAGUAAGGGUGUCUGUUCGAAUAUAUAUGUAUAUAGGUCUACAACAUUGUAUGUAAUAACGCCACCGCGUAAGUAAGCCAAUACGCCCGGUUAAACUCGCUCCUGCCGGCAACUGCAACUAUAGCGUCCGCUCUUUCUGGGCUCCGCUCCCAGUAAAAUAGACUACCGCAAAUAGCCUAUAUCCAUUAGCGAUGGCCGGUCUGUCUGUUAGGGUGAGCGCCUUCUCCCAUCAGGGAGGCAGGGAAUACAUGGAGGACUUCACUCAGGUGCUGCUGGAGAGGGAGCUCGGGGGUCCGGACCGGAGCAUCCUGCCCUCCGCGGUACCGGGAUCGGUGGCAGCGGAAACCGAAACCGAAAGCAGGCAACAGGACGCGGCGCAGGGCGGCAGCUAUGAUCAGGGGUUCGCAGGGUUUUUCGCCGUGUUUGACGGCCAUGGGGGCGCGGAAGCCGCGCACUUCGCUCGGGACCGUCUGUGGGAUCAUAUUAAGAAGCAGCGUGGAUUUUGGUCCAGGGACAACGAGGAAGUGUCGGCGGCGAUUCGCAAAGGGUUCAUCGCCUGCCACUACGCCAUGUGGAAGGAACUGCCCAAGUGGCCGAAGUCCCCGCUGGGUUUCCCCAGCACCUCCGGCACCACAGCCAGCGUGGUGCUGAUCCGGGACGGCCGCUUGUACGUGGCACACGUGGGUGACUCUGCCGUGGUUUUGGGGGUGCGUGAUCACCCCUCCCAGCGGACGCUACAGGCCGAGGAGGUCACUCAAGACCACAAGCCUGAUGCCCCUUCGGAGAGGCAGCGGAUCGAGGGCAUGGGCGGCAGUGUGAUGAUGAAGUCGGGCGUGAGCCGUGUGGUCUGGAAGCGGCCCAGAACGACACACAGCGGCCCAGUCAGGGGGGGCAUCAUCAUGGACCAGAUCCCUUUCCUCUCCGUGGCUAGAGCCCUAGGUGACCUGUGGAGCUAUGAUUUCUGCAGAGGGGAGUUUCUGGUGUCUCCAGAGCCUGAUGUCAUGGUCGUGACACUGGACCCCCGACGGCACCGAUACAUCAUCCUGGGCAGCGAUGGGCUGUGGGACAUGGUUCCCCCGCAGGAUGCUGUCACCCUCUGUCAGGCCCAUGAUGAGGCGCUGGCCCCGUUCGCUGUGGCAACAGCCCACCGCUUGGUGAGCCACGCCCUCCUCCGGUGGCGGAGACAAGGACUCCAUGCGGACAACACGAGUGCCAUCGUCAUCGCGCUGCUGCAGCCCCGCGAUGCCCACAGGCCCCUACACCGCGACGAGGAGCUGCUCACUCUGGCUGACCUCCCUGAAUAUACCCUCAGCCCCCACUCUGACCCCCCUCCCCCGCAAGGUGAGCGGGCACGAGGGCACCUGACACACCGGGGGCAUCUUCCGAGGCUGGCUGCUCUUCCCGUCGUUUGAGUCCCAGGUGUCAUCGGUACAUCCUCCACCCUGGCCAGACAGCAGCACAUUCCCACCUGAAGGUGGCGCUACGCUCUGUGGGCUCAGCCAACUAAUAUGGAGAUCCUCAGGGGACGAUAUCAGGGGAAAGGGGCAGUGUCUGCUUGGCCAGUGUUCCCAUGUUCAGUUGACUCUGAAAACCCUAUGGAAGGGAGGAGUUACUGCAAGGUGGUGGUGAGAUUUCCGCUCAUGGGAGUUUUACUUACACAAAAAUGUUCUGAGGGCAGAACGAAAAAUGAUUGGUUACCUCUCUGUACAUGCAUCUCUCUGAACCAAUCAUUUUUCGUUCUGCCCUCAGAACAUUUUUGCGUAAGUAAAAUCUCCCACUAGCGGGAUUUACAUCUCGGUUGAGAUUUUCAUAAAAAAAAACUCUCGGCUACGUUAUUCAUAUUUUUCCCUUUCAAAUUAUGGGGCAUCGACAGGCCUGAAGAAUGUGAUCGGUGAGGCUGCCUGACAGCAUCCUGAGGCUGAGAGGAAAGUGCAGGUGAACAUACUGCUUCUCUUGUAGCCUGUAUGCAUGUGGACAGGACAGUGAUCACAGACAUGACUGUUCUUCACCAAAGGAGGUAACCCUGAUUCCACAAGGUUUUUGAAAAGGACUGUUUGCUGUCACAAAGCAUCUAUGUGAUCAAUAAA